UCUCUCUCUCUCUCCCUCCCUCGGCCGCCUUCCUUCUUUCCAAGCGGCGACGACAGGGGAGGGGAGUGGCGACCUAGCGCCGCCCCCAUGUCCUAUACUGGGUCCGCCCCUGCCUCCUCGUCCCUCUAUUGGAAGGGGAUGGAGUCGAGUGGGGAUCCACCUAUACUGGCUGGAGCCCAGAGUGCGUGGGAUAUGCUCUCUGAUGAGCAGUCACAGAAACAUAUUACUACUGGUUCUGGUGACCUCAACAACAUACUUGGUGGUGGGAUUCACUGCAAAGAAGUCACAGAGAUAGGUGGUGUCCCAGGGGUUGGUAAAACUCAACUGGGGAUUCAGCUAGCAAUCAAUGUCCAAAUCCCAGUGGAAUAUGGUGGUCUUGGUGGGAAAGCAGUUUAUAUUGACACGGAGGGCAGUUUCAUGGUUGAACGUGUCUAUCAGAUUGCUGAAGGGUGUAUCAGCGACAUACUGGAGCACUUUCCGCACAGCCAUGAGAAGUCUUCUUCUGGCCAAAAACAGCUGCAGCCUGAGCAUUUCCUUGCAGACAUCUUUUACUUCCGAAUAUGCAGCUAUACAGAACAGACUGCUGCUAUAAACUACCUGGAAAAAUUCCUCGGGGAGCAUAAAGAUGUGCGUAUAGUUAUUAUUGAUAGUGUCACUUUCCACUUUCGACAAGAUUUUGAUGAUAUGGCUCUGCGGACCAGAGUGCUUAGUGGAUUGUCAUUGAAGUUAAUGAAGAUUGCAAAGACAUACAACUUGGCGGUUGUCUUGUUGAACCAAGUCACUACUAAAUUUACAGAAGGAUCAUUUCAAUUGACUCUUGCUCUAGGUGACAGCUGGUCCCACUCGUGCACAAAUCGACUGAUUCUGUACUGGAAUGGGAAUGAUCGGUAUGCAUACCUGGACAAAUCUCCUUCACUUCCAGUAGCUUCAGCUCCAUAUGCAGUGACAGGCAAAGGGGUGAGGGAUGCUGUGAGUUCGAAUCACAAGAGAGUCCGAGUAACGUAGCAAACUUGGUGCCCAACUCCUGCAUGUCCAGUUCUCCACUAUGCACUUGCUGCUAAAUUAACUGCGUUUCCUUUACCGUGGAUCUUUUGGACAGAUUAGGUGAUUGGCGGAUAUUGGUAGAGAAUCCUAUCAUUUUGCAAAGUCUCGAUUGCUGUUUGAUGUAAACCAAAAAUUGAUUGACCCAUCGUUAACUCAAUUACAUUAUCACCUCUCGCGUGUCAGAAACGCAUACUACCUGCUCUUU
This is a messenger RNA of Panicum virgatum (switchgrass), 1249 nucleotides long. RefSeq names its product DNA repair protein RAD51 homolog 3-like. The coding region runs from base 88 to 1005 and encodes 305 amino acids. Gene Ontology annotation, cellular component: Rad51C-XRCC3 complex; replication fork; Rad51B-Rad51C-Rad51D-XRCC2 complex. Gene Ontology annotation, biological process: meiotic DNA recombinase assembly; DNA repair; reciprocal meiotic recombination. NCBI's taxonomy places the organism in Eukaryota, Viridiplantae, Streptophyta, Magnoliopsida, Poales, Poaceae. Gene Ontology annotation, molecular function: four-way junction DNA binding; ATP-dependent DNA damage sensor activity; crossover junction DNA endonuclease activity. The record is from RefSeq and is a predicted model, not a curated record. The transcript has 8 exons.